UGUAAUUGCCGUACGACUGAAGUCCGUGGUUCGAUGCAACGUGGAGUUGUUUACUAUCUUUGACAGCUCUUUUGGGUUUUUAAGUAGAUGUUGACGCUCUAACCAGCAGCCAUCCAUUAGAAAUUGGACUGUUUGUUUAGACGAAGAAAUGGGAAAGCCAAAGAAAAAGAGUGACCUCAGCCGAGCUGAGCUGAUGAUGAUGACCAUUGCUGAUGUCAUUAAGCAACUGGUUGAAGCUCAUGAAGAGGGAAAAGACAUUAAUCUCAACAAAGUGAAGACCAAAACCUCAGCUAAAUAUGGACUUGAAGCCCAGCCCCGAUUGGUAGACAUCAUUGCUGCUGUUCCACCGCAGUACCGUCGUGCUCUGGUGCCCAAACUAAAGGCCAAACCUAUCCGCACUGCCAGCGGGAUCGCAGUUGUGGCUGUGAUGUGCAAACCUCACCGAUGUCCCCACAUCAGCUUUACAGGCAACAUCUGCGUCUACUGUCCUGGUGGACCGGACUCAGACUUUGAGUACUCCACACAGUCUUACACUGGUUAUGAGCCAACAUCCAUGAGAGCCAUCCGGGCCCGUUAUGACCCCUACCUUCAGACUAGGCAUCGGGUGGAGCAGCUGAAGCAGCUGGGUCACAGCGUUGACAAGGUGGAGUUCAUCGUGAUGGGUGGCACCUUCAUGGCUUUGCCUGAGGAGUACAGAGACUACUUCAUUAGGAACCUACACGACGCCCUGUCAGGACACACCUCCAACAACGUGGCUGAGGCUGUCAGGUACUCUGAACGCAGUAACACAAAGUGUGUGGGAAUCACAAUAGAGACACGGCCUGACUACUGCCUGAAGCGACACCUCAGUGACAUGCUGGGCUACGGCUGCACCCGGCUGGAGAUAGGAGUCCAAAGUGUAUAUGAAGACGUGGCCCGCGACACCAACAGAGGCCACACGGUGCGAGCUGUGUGUGAGUCUUUCCACCUGGCAAAGGACGCCGGCUUCAAAGUGGUCGCCCACAUGAUGCCUGACCUGCCCAACGUGGGCAUGGAGAGGGAUGUGGAGCAGUUCAUUGAGUUUUUUGAGAAUCCAGCUUUCAGGCCAGAUGGUUUGAAGCUGUACCCAACACUGGUGAUCCGAGGCACGGGGUUGUAUGAGCUGUGGAAGACUGGCCGGUACAAGAGCUACACACCCAGCGCCCUGGUGGACCUUGUGGCCAGAAUUCUUGCACUGGUGCCACCCUGGACACGAGUCUACCGAGUACAGAGGGACAUCCCCAUGCCGCUGGUUAGCUCAGGAGUGGAGCAUGGCAACCUGAGAGAGCUGGCACUGGCCCGGAUGAAGGACAUGGGCACUGAGUGUCGAGAUGUGAGAACCCGAGAAGUGGGCAUUCAGGAGAUCCACCACAAAGUCAGGCCUUAUCAGGUGGAGCUGGUGCGGAGAGACUACGUGGCCAACGGCAGCUGGGAGACCUUCCUCUCCUACGAGGACCCAGAGCAGGACAUCCUGAUUGGCUUGCUGCGUCUGCGUCGCUGCUCUCCACAGUCCUUCCGUCCUGAGCUGAAAGGAGGCGUGUCCAUCGUCCGCGAGCUGCACGUUUACGGCAGCGUGGUCCCCGUCAGCAGCCGAGACCCCAGCAAGUUCCAGCAUCAGGGCUUCGGUAUGAUGCUGAUGGAGGAGGCAGAAAGAAUUGCCAGAGAUGAGCACGGCUCUGGAAAACUAGCUGUUAUCUCAGGCGUAGGAACAAGGAACUACUACAGGAAGAUGGGCUAUGAGUUAGAGGGACCGUACAUGGUGAAAGAUCUGUACAGACCUGGCAUGGACUGAACCUGGACAAUGUUUUUAUCUGGACACAAAAGACAUACAGUUUCUGUUAUUUAUCAAGACAGUACUGUCUGGACGUGAUUCCUGCAGCAUUUUAAUGUUCUCAGAGGAGAUAAUGGCUGGGUUUUCUCUCAGCUCAUGCAUCUGCUUUGUAUCUGGAACACGCUCUGCAAUGCUGUUGCAUUUCCUCUGUUUUGUUUAGAUAAGGAGACAGCAUGAGGACGUAAGGAAUAAAGUAAAGUUAUUUGGGAUGAAGCCAGAGCAUCUUGCAGACAAAGUUUGGAGUUCAGCUUGAGACAGGUGACAUUUAAAAAUUUCCAUUUUAGUCUGCUCCUGUUUUAAAGCAGCACUAGAAUAAGACACAAACAAUUGGUAUUUUUAGCUUUCCACAUUGAAAGAAAUGGGUUCCACCAGUGCCUUGUCAGUGACCUCUGUUUCAGCAGUACUGAUUCAGUUUGAUGGAAAAUGACAAUGUGGCUGCUGAGGCAUUUUAAAUUCCACUGAAAUGUUACGUUUGUUCAGUGCUGAAAAUCGGAAUGUCUGGGUAUCUCUUAUAUAUUUUUUUUCAUCAUUUAGAAUGAGAAACCUGCUUAGCGUCUCGGUUUUGAGUUAAUCAUGUUUAUGUUGCAAUUAAACAGAAAACCCAUUAUGAGUCAAGCGUUCAUUAAAGGCUGGCAGUGGAUGAAUGUGUCCUCAUUGGUCAGCCUGUUGUGUAAUUGCCCAAUUUUGAUUUAUAGGGCAGGAAAUUGAAUAUUAGUGUUACAUAAAUUGCUUUUUAAAGCUCCACAGUUAAUCCUGUUUCUUGAUUUUCUGUCAUGCAUUCUUGGGCUUCAUGUAUUCUGGUAAACUCCAGAUGUUGAACACAUCACUUGACCAGUUUUUCCUCAGAGAAUAAAGUAUGUUUCAGUUAC
Lates calcarifer (barramundi perch) is the source of this 2718-nucleotide messenger RNA. RefSeq names its product elongator acetyltransferase complex subunit 3 (gene elp3). NCBI's taxonomy places the organism in Eukaryota, Metazoa, Chordata, Actinopteri, Centropomidae. The coding region runs from base 149 to 1810 and encodes 553 amino acids. The transcript has 15 exons. Gene Ontology annotation, molecular function: iron-sulfur cluster binding; acyltransferase activity, transferring groups other than amino-acyl groups. The record is from RefSeq and is a predicted model, not a curated record. Gene Ontology annotation, cellular component: cytoplasm; elongator holoenzyme complex; nucleus. Gene Ontology annotation, biological process: tRNA wobble base 5-methoxycarbonylmethyl-2-thiouridinylation.